Solea solea (common sole) is the source of this 1909-nucleotide messenger RNA. RefSeq names its product solute carrier family 1 member 7b (gene slc1a7b). The transcript is spliced from 11 exons. Gene Ontology annotation, cellular component: plasma membrane. Gene Ontology annotation, molecular function: glutamate:sodium symporter activity; L-glutamate transmembrane transporter activity; neutral L-amino acid transmembrane transporter activity. The record is from RefSeq and is a predicted model, not a curated record. Gene Ontology annotation, biological process: L-glutamate transmembrane transport. The coding region runs from base 25 to 1764 and encodes 579 amino acids. Lineage: Eukaryota; Metazoa; Chordata; Actinopteri; Pleuronectiformes; Soleidae.
AUGGGUCACUGAGAGGACGGACUCAUGAUGGCCUUGGCAUUGGACGCCGCGUGGCUGAGGGUGAAGAACGUCUGCAGACAAAAUGGCCUCCUCAUCAUGUCCGUGCUGGCCGUGGUCAUUGGGUGUCUCUUAGGGUUCUUCCUGAGGACCCGGCGUCUCACCGAGCAGGAGGUGAAGUAUUUCCAGUUUCCUGGGGAGCUGUUGAUGAGGAUGCUGAAGAUGCUGAUUCUCCCCCUCGUUGUGUCCAGUCUGAUGUCAGGACUGGCUGCCCUCGACGCAAAGUGUUCCAGUCGCCUGGGUCUGAUCACCGUGUCGUAUUACCUGUGGACCACGUUCGUGGCUGUGAUCGUGGGGAUCAUCAUGGUCUCCAUCAUCCACCCGGGUGGUGCGGCCCAGAAGGAGGACUCUGAGGACAGUGGAAAGCCCAUCAUGAGUUCUGCCGACGCUCUGCUGGACCUCAUACGAAACAUGUUCCCGUCUAAUCUGGUCCAGGCUGCCUUUCAGCAGUAUCGGACGAGCAGUGAGUACAUCGUCAAACCAAAGUCGACCGUGAGUGAGACGCCGUCAGAGUCUACCACGCGGCGAGCGCUCAUCUACGGCAUCCGGGGCGACAACGGAACCGACGUCCAGAACUUUGCCCUCGACUUGACUCCGCCCCCUGAUGUUCUCAUACGCACUCGAGACGGGACAAGUGACGGAAUGAACGUCCUUGGGAUCGUUAUCUUUUCAGCCACCAUGGGUAUAAUGUUGGGGAGGAUGGGGCCAAAUGGAAGCGCCUUGGUGAACUUCUGCCAGAGUCUGAACGAGGCCGUCCUCCGCAUCGUCGCCAUCGUAAUAUGGUACUUCCCAUUUGGCAUCGUGUUCCUGGUGGCCGGUAAGAUCCUGGAGAUGAGCGAUCCGUCCGACAUGGGGAAGAAGCUGGGCUUCUACGCCAUCACCGUGGUGUUUGGUCUGGUGCUGCACGGCCUCUUCAUCCUCCCCGCCAUGUACUUCUUCAUCACCAAGAAGAGCCCCAUCGUCUACAUACGGGGGAUCCUGCAGGCCCUGCUCAUCGCUCUGGCAACCUCCUCCAGCUCAGCCACGCUGCCGAUCACCUUUAAGUGCCUCCUGGAGAACAACCACAUCGACCGCCGCAUCAUCCGCUUCGUGCUCCCCGUGGGCGCCACCAUCAACAUGGACGGCACCGCCCUCUACGAGGCUGUGGCGGCCAUUUUCAUUGCACAGGUCAACAACUACGAGCUGGACUUUGGUCAGAUCAUCACCAUCAGUAUCACAGCCACUGCAGCCAGUAUCGGUGCAGCGGGAAUCCCACAAGCCGGCCUGGUCACCAUGGUGAUCGUGCUAACAUCUGUGGGGCUGCCGACGGAUGACAUCACACUCAUUAUCGCAGUGGACUGGGCUCUCGACAGAUUCCGCACCAUGGUGAACGUGAUGGGAGACGCUCUGGCCACAGGAAUCAUGGCUCACAUCUGCAGGAAAGACUUCCUGCAGGAGGGAGACGGGGUGCCUUUAAUCUGUGAGAGCAAACCUGCGAUGAGCACGCCGCAACUGAUGAACUGUCACAACAACAACAACGGCAGCUACCGUCCCCCGUCCUCGGGGUUCAAACAGGAGCAUGUCCCCCCGGACCUGGCACGACUCAUGCGGCUGGAGGAGGGCGUCCGGCCGCCCGGGAGGAAGAAGCCGCCGGUUCCUCCGAGGCACCUGAAGAAGAACAAAGAACACUGCACCAUCGACAUGAAUGGCCUUGAGACUAGCGUAUAGCCUCCUGCUUACGUCCACCGAGUCGUCAGAGGACAUGUGAUACGACGAGGUCCUGGAACGUUUACACCGGUCUCUGACGACUUUUCAUCGAAGCAGCCGAGUUUUAAUCCGACUGAACGAUGGAAUUUAAGACGCAGAAAGAACG